This is a messenger RNA of Moneuplotes crassus, 2237 nucleotides long. The record is from the annotation of a GenBank genome assembly. NCBI's taxonomy places the organism in Eukaryota, Ciliophora, Spirotrichea, Euplotida, Euplotidae.
AUGUCAAAAAUCAAUUUUCUACAGAUUGAAGACACCGGCAAUGCCUCUCCAAAGAGAAAUAGCAAAAGGUCAAGGUCUGUGUUCAGGAACGGUCUCUUACAGAACAAGUGAAUUUUGGAAGAGCCAAAGAUAAGGAAGAAUUCAGAUUUAAAUGAGCCAAAAAUUACAGGGCCCAAAAUGAUCAAGGAGACAAGGACCCCAACUAAGUCAACUCACAGUAGCAAAAGGAUCCAUUAUAGCUUCAUGAGCAAUGACAAACAUCAAAGUGAUGCUUUCUCGAAACUGCAUAAUAGUGCUGUUAAAAAAAAAAGUUCUGCCUUCCUGAGUGUUUAUAAAUAUAUCAAUAAGCCAACCAAAAUGACCAGGAAAUCCUCGAAGAAGCUGAAAAUGAAGGUAAACAAGAAGAAGGAGGCCAAUGACCAUUUUAAAAGGUACAAACUUAUCAAGCUUAAGCACAAUGUGGAGUACGUGGGAAGACUCAACCAUGGUCUUUCAAACCAAGAGUUACUCUCAAGUAUUUUUGAGUUGGAAAAUUGUAAGAUAUCACCAUCGUCUUCAGUGGUCAAGCUAAGCUUAAAAUACGAACCUCCAACUGCCAGAGAUUACCUUCUUAAGAUGCUUUAUGAUAAAGUCCGAAAUAAGGAAAAAUUCUUGCAUUACACAAAAUUGCCAACUAAGAAGAAUGAGAUCCAAGAGAAGAAAGACAAUGAAAAGGAAAACUAUCUUAAAGAUUCCAGCCUUUUCACUGAAAGUGUUCUCUCCGAUGACGAAAAUAAGAAGAAUUCCCAAAAGGUUAAGAAGUUACUGAAGCAAUUAGAGAAAUAAAUAUAAGGAUCCAAAGAUGUUUGACCUUGCUGAGAAGAAGGGCAAAACUAUUGCUAAAAAGUUUAUACUUAAGCUCAAAAAGAAGAAAGAGAUUAAUAGCAUGAAUAAGAUGCUGAAACAUCAGCGGACACAAGUGAAUCGUAACUCUAAUAAUACUAAUUUGCUGGCUACGCCUGGGCUGGAGGAUUUAACCACUAAAGGAGCGAUAAGGAAGAAGAUCAAAAUGUUGAAGAAGAGGGUAACAUCGACAAAUGAUGAACCAUUGUGUAAAUCUGGGACCUUCAAUUUCACUCAAGUAUCGAACCAGGACCCCUCAAAUGCUGAUGAUAAAGCUUUGAACAAAAGUUUGCUAUCGAUCAGAUCAGAUAUUAAGUCAACUACAACUGCUGCUAAAUAAGUCUGAAGGAAAACAAAGGAUAAACAAGCUGAAGGUCUUUGCUGACCCAAUCCAGAGGCUUAAAAAUCAGAUUAACUCUAAAACUCUCGAUCUGAAGUCUCAAAGCCUCGCUAUUGAACGAGAAAUUGUAAACCUUAAAGAAUUCAAGCAAGUUUUUGACCAAUACAAAGCUGCUAUCCAGAAAUUAUCUGCAAAGUACAGUAAUUCUGGCAACAGCAGGAGGGCUCAGUCUGAGACCCCUAGCAAGAGCAUAGAUUUCAGCCAACUUUGCCACAAAGUUCCUAAAUAUUAUGUGAAGAUCUUUGAUGGCACAAAGAAGAACCAAACGUUACUGGAUGACAGGAAGAAGAUCGAAAAAUAACCUCCUUAUUAAGAAGUACGAGAUGCUUCUUCAGCACCGGGAAGUCAUCAUGGAAUACCUCAACAAGGUGAUCCUAAUGCAUGAAGAUUUAAAGAAGAAGCAGAGAAAACGCCUAGCCAAGAUUUUGUAUGGGAAAGGGUUAGAGAAGGAUCUCCAUAUUAGUAAGGGCAUUGUUAAGCAGAUGACUGAUGAUUUGAACAGCAUCAAUAAGCUUCUUCAAGAUACCAUUCCGAAAAUAAUGGAGGUUGCAAAUCCUAGCAAAUAACAACUGCUUGUCUCAUUCUAUGUCUCUUGAAAAGGCAGAUAAUACAUUCUUGAAAUAAAAUUGAGGCUCUUGAGGAACGAUUCGGAAGCGAUUCUUCACACAAAAAGAAGAAAAUCGAUGAGUCAUUCAAAAGUGUGAUCAAUAAUGAUGCGAUAAUGCCAUUGGUGACUCAAUCGCUUAAAGUACUCGGCAAAAAGGUUUACAAAAGCUCCCUAGCUUUCCAGAAAAGAUCAAUAAUGAAGCCGAAAUUUGUGUAUGAGAAGCCUAAGCUCCCCCUUUACUUGCAGCCAGGAAUUGUUUUCAGCAAUUAUGAGUUAUGUAAGGAUGAGCAUGAAGCUCAUUAUGAUUCUGAGAUAGUGAAUAUACCAUCAUUUGACAAACUUAAUUAA